AAACGGAGCAAGCAGUUGUCGGUUAUCCGUGGACGCGAAUAUUACCACGGAUCGAGCAGUGACCUUGGCGUAGUCAAGAGACAAGCUACACGUGGAAGAUGUCCGAGCUCGACCAAUAUUACGAGGUCGUCCUCGAGCUUGUCAAGCGGGGUGGCAAACUUAUCAGGGAAAACAUUACGAGGCAAAAGACGAUAUCCGUGAAAUCUUGCGACGUCGACCUCGUCACCGAGACGGACCAGAUGGUCGAGAAACUGCUGAUGGACGGCAUUUCCGCCAAAUUCCCCGAUCACAAAUUUAUUGGCGAGGAAACCUCAUCGGAGUCUAAUAAAAGAGUGGAACUGACAGAUGCGCCAACAUGGAUAAUCGACCCGGUGGACGGCACGAUGAACUUCGUGCACAGCAUGCCUCACACUUGUAUAUCCAUCGGCUGCUACGUUAACAAGGUCUGCGAGAUCGGCAUCGUCUAUAAUCCGGUGAUCGAGCAAUUUUUCACUGCCCGACGUGGUCUCGGAGCUUACCUUAAUGGAGCGCCUAUUCGGGUUUCGGGAGAGACGAAAUUGAAUAAAUCGCUAAUGAUGAUGGAGACGGGAACGAGCAGAGAUCCAGAAAAGAUGAAGGUCGUCAUGGAUAACAUCCAGACAUUGACACCUCUAAUCCACGGCUCACGGGCAUUAGGCUCGUGCGCACUAAAUAUGUGCAUGGUGGCGAUGGGAGCUGCUGAUGUAAUGUGGGAGUUCGGUAUCCACAUCUGGGACGUUGCCGCUGCUGAUCUCAUUGUUCGAGAAGCUGGCGGAGUCUGCAUUGAUCCCGCUGGCAAUGACUUCGAUCCUUUGAGUAGAAGAGUCCUGGUGGCCUCGUCGAUGGAACUAGCUCAGCAGCUGGCAAAGCAUCUAACUCAGUAUUAUCCUGACCGUGAUUAAAUCCCAAUUUGAAGUCCAAAGGGCAGCAUUUGAAAAAAAAAACACUAACAUUCCAAUUAAAUGGUUCAUCCGCUAAUUCGGGAUGAAAUUUUGCUGUGAGCGCGUUUUGUUGGAAACACGCACGAAGAAUUACACUUUUAGAGAUCCUAAAAAGAGAUUCUAUUAAUUUUUUUCUUGUGCCGAAAUAAAUUUAAGUGAAUAAAUAAAUUAUUAUAUUACA
Messenger RNA from Phymastichus coffea, 1140 nucleotides. Its product is annotated as inositol monophosphatase 1-like. Gene Ontology annotation, molecular function: inositol monophosphate 1-phosphatase activity. The transcript is spliced from 6 exons. The record is from RefSeq and is a predicted model, not a curated record. NCBI's taxonomy places the organism in Eukaryota, Metazoa, Arthropoda, Insecta, Hymenoptera, Eulophidae. Bases 99 to 920 code for a protein of 273 amino acids. Gene Ontology annotation, biological process: phosphatidylinositol phosphate biosynthetic process; signal transduction; inositol metabolic process.